AUGCAUAGAUCAUUAACUUCAUAUUUACCUACGAUCUACGCGUUAUCAACACCGCCGGGUCAGAGGUCAGCGAUAGCAGUAAUAAGAAUAUCAGGUGCUAAAGCCAAGUAUAUAUAUCACAAAUUAACUAAAUCAAAAGCAGCUCCAAUACCAAGAAGGGCUUCUUUGAGGAAGAUUUAUGAACCCCAAAAAAACGGGAAGUUAUUAGACCAAGCACUUGUUUUAUUUUUCGAAGAACCAAAGACUUUUACUGGCGAAGACAUAUUGGAAGUUCAUUUACAUGGUGGGAAAGCAGUUACAAAUGGCGUUUUGAAAAGUAUUCAAAGUUUACAUAGUAAUAGUAGUGAAGAAAAUAUAUCUAUUAGGUAUGCUCAACCGGGUGAAUUUUCUAAAAGGGCAUUUCAAAAUGGAAGAGCAGAUUUAACCCAGCUUGAAGGAAUUGGUGAUUUAAUUGAUGCUGAAACUGAAUCUCAAAGAAAAAGUGCAUUAUCAAGUUUUAAUGGUGAAAACAAAGUGCUAUUUUCGAGCUGGAGAAAAUCUAUUUUGGAAAACAUGGCACAAUUGACAGCUAUUAUAGAUUUCGGAGAAGAUGCAGAUAUUGAAGAUAUAGACAACAUUUUUAAUGGGGUCUCGAGAAAUGUGGAGCUUUUAAAGGGAGAUAUAAGUAGUUUUGUUAAAAAAUUAGAAAAAUCAAAUAUUUUGAAAGCCGGUAUUAAAUUGGCUUUGAUUGGCGAGCCAAAUGCUGGGAAAUCAUCUCUUUUAAAUACAAUGGUCGACGACAAUGUAGCAAUUGUUAGUAAUAUACCUGGAACUACUCGAGACAGCAUAGACGUAAUGUUGGACCUGGAAGGUUAUAAAGUAGUAAUAUGUGAUACCGCAGGUAUACGAAACAAAAGUUCAGAUGAAAUUGAAUUGCAAGGAAUUGAAAGGGCUAAACUGAAAAGUGUACAUAGUGAUAUUGUACUGUUACUGGUUGAUUCAGCAAAUCCUUCUGGAAAUUUUAUUUCCGAGGAUAUGCUAGAACAUUUUAAUACCAGCUUGAAGCGAAAAGAAGUUUUUAUAGUAUUAACUAAAACAGAUUUGCUCAAAGAUAGAAACCAACUUGCGGGUAUUAAAGAAAGUAUUAGCAAAAAACUUAACGGGAACUAUCCAAUAUGCGCCAUAUCGUGUGUAGAGAAUACUGGUGUUGAGGAAUUAAUGGGGAGUUUAAUUAGCAAAUUCCAAGAAAUAACAAAUUCAAAUGAUGAAACUGGUCCAAUAAUUGUAUCAAAGCGGGUAGAAGAAAUUUUGCAUAAUGAUGUGCUGUAUGGGCUAAAAGAAUUUCAAAAUGCUAAAGCUUUAGAUGAUGUAGUUAUGGCAUCUGAAGGUUUGAAUAUAGCUUCAGAAGGUAUAGGUAAAAUCACUGGUGAAACCAUUGGAGUAGAAGAAGUCCUGGGAGUUGUAUUUUCUAAUUUUUGUGUAGGAAAAUAG
Molecule: messenger RNA, 1470 nt
Organism: Saccharomycodes ludwigii
Lineage: Eukaryota; Fungi; Ascomycota; Saccharomycetes; Saccharomycodales; Saccharomycodaceae
Gene: MSS1
Product: Mss1p
Exons: 1
Coding region: 1-1470 (489 amino acids)
Biological process (GO): tRNA wobble uridine modification; tRNA methylation
Cellular component (GO): mitochondrion; cytoplasm
Molecular function (GO): protein binding; GTPase activity; GTP binding
Source: RefSeq, a predicted model, not a curated record